Molecule: messenger RNA, 2390 nt
Organism: Styela clava
Lineage: Eukaryota; Metazoa; Chordata; Ascidiacea; Stolidobranchia; Styelidae
Product: U2 small nuclear ribonucleoprotein A'-like
Biological process (GO): mRNA splicing, via spliceosome
Cellular component (GO): U2 snRNP
Molecular function (GO): U2 snRNA binding; protein binding
Source: RefSeq, a predicted model, not a curated record
UAACAUUUUAUUAUAUCUUCAGAUAUUCUCUGACUCUAUAAUCGGUAUGAUAACACUGGAAUAGAGUUUUUAUUCUUUCUAAAAAAGCUGUUGAAACUUGAUCAUGGUGAAAUUAACCCCAGAGAUCAUCGAGCAAGCAGUCCAGUAUGUAAACGCUGUACGAGAUCGUGAACUGAUCUUACGAGGCUACAAAAUUCCUGUCAUUGAAAAUUUAGGUGCGACUUUGGACCAGUUUGACACAAUAGACUUUUCUGAUAAUGAUUUACGAAAGUUUGAAGGUUUUCCGUUGCUCAAACGGAUAAGAUCUUUGAUGUUUAACAAUAACCGUAUUUGUAGAAUCGAAGAAGAUAUUCAUCUGAGUAUCCCUAACUUGAAGGAGCUUUACUUCACGAACAACGAAAUUGCGGAAUUGACCGAUCUUGAUUAUUUGGAAGGAUUUAAACACUUGGAAUUUUUGAGCCUAUUGCGCAAUCCUGUUACUCAUCACAAAGAAUAUAGACUUUAUGUUAUUCACAAAUUACCACAAGUACGAGUUUUAGAUUUUCGUAAAGUUAAACAACGUGAGCGAGAAGAAGCCAAAAAACUAUUCGGUUCGAAAAAAGGGGAAACACUGCUCAAUGACAUCAAACAAAAAUCAAAGAAUAGGACUUUCACUCCAGGAAAACCAACACAGCCGACUGCCUCCAUUUCAGGGCCGUCCGCUCAGGAUAAGCAAGCUAUCAAGGAGGCAAUCAUGAAAGCAAAAUCUCUUGAAGAGAUAGAAAAUCUAAAAAGAAUGCUUCAAUCUGGAAAAAUCCCUGGGAAAGAUAAAAAUGGUCUCACAAACGGUGCUGAUAAAGAAGAGGAGACUGAAAUGGAAGUGUCUUAAAUUCACCUCCAAAAUUGAAUGUAAAAUGAUAAAAAAACGGUGGAUUUUUCAGGAUUACUUUGGGCUGUGAGGCGAAGACGUGUUACUACGCUAUAAGAACUAAAUCUGGGGACUAUAUUUGAACUGGCCUUAGUUGAAAAGUACAAAAAAAGUAUUUCAAUUUGUCACGCUUUAUAAUCUGCAUUAAAAAAUCAAAAUAGUGUCGACUAGAAGGGUAAAAAGUAGUGUCUCGGCACACUUUUUUGCACCAAAACUAUAAUUAAAGUACAUACUUUGUUGGCAAAUUAUUUUUUGUAUCGUUUUUUAUAAAAUGCAUAUUUGGUAAUUAUCAUAUGAAAUUGAAUUCUUAUUAAUGCAAAACGUACAGGAACAAGUUGAGAUGAUUUCUUUGAGAGACUUUUUAAUUUUUAUUACAAGAGACAAUUAUUCAACAAACAUAUGUAAUGAAGCCUAAUCAGACUUACUAUUUCACAAUACUUCAAUAAAAGCUAAGGCCGUCAAGUAGUUCUUACAGCAGUGGUUCUCAACCAGUGGGCCACGCGGUUAGUUAACAUUUUGAUGCUAAUUUCAUUCGUGUCACUAUAGUUUAAUUCUAAUUGUAGUGGCAAUGAAUGAAUGGUGCUGUUUUUCCUACUGAGUGGGCCACAGAAUUUGGGUAACAAAAUAAAAAGAGUUGUGAACCACUGUCUAUCAAAGUUGAAUCUUCGCUUUGGUGAAAAGGUUUAAUUUGGGCCAAGAGGCAAGAACAGAUCACUAACACUGCAUAAUUCCAACUGUGCAACAUUCUUAGUUCAUACAGGGUCAAAGGUCAGAUUGACCUUCCCUAUUAUAUUUUUAUCGUGUACACACAUUUCGUAGUGAUCUUUUCUACUGUUUUUUUUUAAUCCUAAACGCAUCAAGGACGAGUUCCACGUCUGAUAUUUCAAGCAAUGUGCUUUUUUGUUUCCAAUUUUUUCUGCUUAAACUAGAGAUGGUAUUGGUUGCAGAUUGAAAUUUCCUCAAGUCUUAUGUAGAUUAAAACUGUCAUUUAUACAGUAUGUUCUGGUUAUAUUCUUCAUAUUUCCUGUUUACCUUCCAAAAAUGGACUUUUGACAACUUGGCAAUGAUUUCAAUUCAAUUUAAAUGUUUAUGGAAUACAGUUUGGCUCAAUUUUUGAAGGGCGUAUUGUUGUUCAUGUUUAGUUUUUGAAAAUGCCCAUUUUCUUCGUUUGCGUCAUAAAACUCGCUAUCUGAACAGCGAAAUCUAACAGGAAAAUAAAUAGAGAAACUCUCACAACUGGUGGAAACAACUUGAAUGUUUUGUUCUGAAUGUCUGAUUGUCUAGCAAAAUAGUUCUCCUAGGAAUCUAUGCGACUAGUUGUCUUAACUUUGGAAGACUUGAAAAAAAUAUUAAACUUCGUCUAGGAAUGUAUAUGUUAUAUGAACUUAUUUCUUACUUUUAUUUUACUGUAAGCUAUGAUUGAUUUGCAGUGAUUCUUUGUAACUGCUAUGGCCAAAUUUCAAUAAAUGAAGUCGUACCUUUA